AUGCCCUCUUGGCUGAAGGCGGAGGAGCCGGUCGCACGACCCUUCAGGUUUGCAGGUGGAGAGCGCGGCUUGGUCGUCGCCGCCAUGGCGCCCGCGGUCGCCGCGAAUCCCAUCGUCAAGCCUGCCACGCUGGUGACCCUCAAGGUGCAGGACACCCAGCGGCGCGUCGUCUCGCGUACCAUGCGGAGGACCGACAAGCUGCAGGUCCUCAUGGACUGCUACUACGACGUGGUGUGCUCGGCCGGCGCCGGCGCGCGCGCCGCGGGGCGCUUCGUGUUCGACGGGAAGAGGCUGAAAGGGGAGCAGACGCCGAAGGACCUCGGGAUGAAGAGCGGCGACCAGAUCGACUUUUUCGGGGAUCUGGGAGCAACGACAGACGGCGGCGACGCGGAGGAGGAGGAGGUGGUGGACCGGAAGCCGGUGAUCAAGCAGGUAAUGGACGUGACGGUGAAGGUGCAGGACACGGCGGGGCGCACGGUGAAGUUCACAGAUGUUCGGACUACCCAGAAGCUGCAGGUGCUCAUGAACGCCUACUACGCCAGAGUGCCGGACGUCACAAAGGGCACGGCAAAGUUCCUGUACGACGGCAGGCAGCUGAAAGGGGAGCAGACGCCAGCGGAGAUAAAGAUGGAGGGCGAGGACGAGAUCUUGAUCGACUUCUUCAUCGACAUGAUGGGUGGUGGCGGCGGGUGGGCGGCGGCGGCGGCGGCUGCUGCUGGACAGCCGCCGGUGCCUGCGUAGCUCGCUGCGGACUGCUCGAUCUGGUGCUGAUGGAUUUACGAGGGGCCUGAUGUGGUUUAUGUCAUAGUGACAUGGAUGGCAGCUAAUAAUAAUUUAUAUUUAA
This is a messenger RNA of Sorghum bicolor (sorghum), 844 nucleotides long. RefSeq lists its product as uncharacterized. NCBI's taxonomy places the organism in Eukaryota, Viridiplantae, Streptophyta, Magnoliopsida, Poales, Poaceae. Bases 1 to 741 code for a protein of 246 amino acids. The transcript has a single exon. Gene Ontology annotation, cellular component: nucleus. Gene Ontology annotation, molecular function: protein tag activity; ubiquitin-like protein ligase binding. Gene Ontology annotation, biological process: protein sumoylation. The record is from RefSeq and is a predicted model, not a curated record.